Suillus plorans is the source of this 972-nucleotide messenger RNA. RefSeq lists its product as uncharacterized. NCBI's taxonomy places the organism in Eukaryota, Fungi, Basidiomycota, Agaricomycetes, Boletales, Suillaceae. The record is from RefSeq and is a predicted model, not a curated record. The transcript has a single exon. The coding region runs from base 381 to 854 and encodes 157 amino acids.
UCAAGUAACUUCCCCCAAAUCAAAACGGUUCUGAAAAAGCUCCUGCAGAUCUGUUUGAACUACUGCAUAUGGGUUCAUUUUGCAUUCAUACGAUCUAAAAAUGCUAACAAGUUCACUUUGAUGGGCCUCCAGUACAAGGCACGCGGAUUCGGCACUUUUCAGUCGUUUUUUCCGCCACUGGCACACCAUAUGCAUGAUCCCCAAUCCUUCUCGCUGUCAGGGUGCUAACUGAAACUUUAAACUGACUCAGUUGUCAAGUCCUUGUUGGGCAUGGAGUACUUCCAGCUUUCAAACACCGUUACUCCGAUCAAAACCCAUCCUUUAAUAAUUAAAUCGCAUAUGCCUCCUACUUGAACUAUAUACGUACCAGCACGACCAAAAUGUCAUCAUUUCCGCCGCUACCCCCAUUUCCAACCGCGUCAUCUUCAUCACUUCCCCCUGGGUUCAUGCAUCCUUCCAGAGGCGGCCUUAAUUUUAUGUCAUCAGCGCCUCCAAUCAUUUCAAGCAUAGAAAGUACGGGUCGGAAACGAGAGAUGCAAACAUACAUGGUACGACAGACGAUCUCUUCGUUUUCCUUUGCAGCGAGCACUGACUGUGAAUGUUUGUGUAAGAUGUCGCUUGAUGGCAUCGACAUGGAAGACGAUGAGCAGGAUACGCUGUUUGCCAAGUACAGCGUUGACACCGUGUAUCUAAACUACCUGGCAGCGCGGAAUCGAGUCCGCCAAUACACUCAACUCUUGGCACUCCUGAAGCGCGAGGAAAAUGCAUGGCUAGAGAAAGUUCAGAAGGCUAAACUUGCGGUGCCGGGUUACAAGCCUGAGCCUGAGGGGGCGGUUAUCUCGCUUGAAAUCUGAAGAUGAUCUUUCCUCGUUACAAGUUUGUGCAUUUAGAGUGAUCUCUGUUUCAUAUAUAUCCCGGUGUCAACUACUGUAUUCGAAAUAAAUGUAUCUCUUGCUCGAUCUUCUGUUGUAA